This is a messenger RNA of Ochotona princeps (American pika), 1199 nucleotides long. It is a transcript of the gene SSR3, whose product is annotated as signal sequence receptor subunit 3. Gene Ontology annotation, biological process: SRP-dependent cotranslational protein targeting to membrane. The coding region runs from base 109 to 666 and encodes 185 amino acids. The transcript is spliced from 5 exons. Gene Ontology annotation, cellular component: endoplasmic reticulum; membrane. The record is from RefSeq and is a predicted model, not a curated record. NCBI's taxonomy places the organism in Eukaryota, Metazoa, Chordata, Mammalia, Lagomorpha, Ochotonidae.
CCAGCGCUGACGGGUCGUUCGCGGAUACGGCGGCCGCCCGGGCGGGACGGAGGCCUGAGGUGGCUCGGCGUCCCGCGGGGCCUUCCCGUUCCGCGCUCCCGCUUCGCUAUGGCUCCCAAAGGCGCUUCCAAGCAGCAGUCCGAGGAAGACCUGCUGCUGCAGGACUUCAGCCGCAACCUCUCGGCCAAGUCGUCCGCGCUGUUCUUUGGGAACGCGUUCAUCGUGUCGGCCAUCCCCAUCUGGCUGUACUGGCGAGUCUGGCACAUGGACCUCGUCCAGUCUGCCGUCCUCUACAGCGUCAUGACCCUGAUCAGCACCUACCUGGUAGCCUUCGCAUACAAGAAUGUGAAGUUUGUUCUCAAGCACAAGGUAGCACAGAAGAGGGAGGAUGCCGUUUCCAAGGAGGUGACUCGGAAACUUUCGGAAGCCGACAAUAGGAAGAUGUCUCGGAAGGAAAAGGACGAAAGAAUCUUGUGGAAGAAGAAUGAAGUUGCUGAUUAUGAAGCUACAACAUUUUCCAUCUUCUAUAACAACACUCUGUUCCUGGUCCUGGUCAUUGUAGCUUCCUUCUUUAUUUUGAAGAACUUCAACCCCACAGUGAACUACAUUUUAUCCAUCAGUGCUUCCUCAGGACUCAUCGCCCUCCUGUCCACUGGCUCCAAGUAGACCAUGGCAGCUUAGUCCCCGGCUUUGUAGCCACGGGUGGCCUGCGGUACAGGGAGAAGUAGCAGGGUGGUCAGGGUGGGAGGCACACAAGAUGUUUUUUCUAGUCUGGAGUUUGAGGGCUGAUUUAAAAAACUCCAGAAUGCAAUCCAGUAUUUGUUUAUUGGCUGUUUUUGACAGUUGUUGAAAUUAAAUAAUCAAAAGGGAGACUCCAAGUACCAGGACAUUUAUUAAAAGGCAAGAAGUAUCUCACAAUGUGUAAUAAUUACACAAGUGGGGAAAAUCACUCGUUUCCUCGGUCUGUCAGAGGUCGCAGUAACCUGGAUGAGGCUGUUAUUAUUUAUAAUAGUAGCAAGAAGUUAAUAACAGGUUCUCUGUGUUCCCAGCACAGUAUUAUGACUUUGUAGAAAUCGUAAAUAUCAGAAUGAAUCCUCUUCCCAGUGGACUGACAAGCUUCGUGUUGACACCUCUCUGAAUUUCUCAUUUGAAGUAACUCAACAUUAAAAACGUGGUUUUUCUAAUUUGAGGAUGCAGAA